AUGGAUUCCAAAGAUGAGAGCGCACACGUGUGGCCCGAGGCUGCAGAACACGAAGAGGGCGCCACACAGGUACACUUUGUUCCAGAUGCCGGAACUGUGGCUCAGAUUGUCUACACCGAUGACCAGGGUCGGCCGCCCCAGCAGGUGGUGUACACGGCAGAUGGUGCCUCCUACACGUCAGUGGACGGGCCCGAGCACACCCUGGUGUACAUCCAUCCCGUGGAAGCUGCUCAGACUCUGUUUACAGACCCUGGCCAGGUAGCUUAUGUCCAACAGGAUGCUACAACUCAGCAGGCCUCAUUGCCGGUGCAUAACCAGGUGUUAUCUUCCAUCGAGAGUGUGGACGGCUCGGACCCUCUGACCACUCUGCAGAACCCUAUGAGUAGACUGGAGGCCAAAGAGGAUGAGGAUGAGGAUGAGGAUGAGGACUCGGAGGAAGAGGAGGAGGAAGAUGGUGAAGACACAGACCUGGAUGACUGGGAACCGGAUCCCCCUCGGCCCUUUGACCCGCACGACUUAUGGUGUGAGGAGUGUAACAAUGCCCACUCUUCAGUGUGCCCGAAGCAUGGCCCCUUGCACCCCAUCCCCAACCGUCCUGUGCUCACCAGAGCCCGAGCCAGCCUGCCCCUGGUCCUCUACAUUGACCGGUUCCUUGGAGGUGUGUUCUCCAAAAGGCGCAUCCCUAAGCGCACCCAGUUUGGCCCCGUAGAGGGACCUCUUGUCAGGGAGUCCGAGCUGAAAGACUGUUAUAUUCACCUAAAGGUUUCCCUUGACAAAGGGGACAGGAAAGACAGGGACUUGCACGAAGACCUGUGGUUUGAGUUGUCUGAUGAGACCCUUUGUAACUGGAUGAUGUUUGUGCGUCCAGCCCAGAACCACCUGGAGCAGAACCUGGUGGCUUACCAGUAUGGCCAUCACGUGUAUUACACAACCAUAAAGAACGUGGAGCCCAAGCAGGAGCUGAAGGUGUGGUACGCCGCGUCCUACGCUGAGUUCGUGAACCAGAAAAUUCACAACAUUUCAGAGGAAGAAAGGAAAGUUCUUCGAGAGCAAGAGAAGAACUGGCCCUGCUAUGAAUGUAACCGCCGAUUUAUAAGCUCGGAGCAGUUGCAACAGCAUCUCAAUUCUCAUGAUGAGAAACUGGAUGUAUUUAGCAGAACGAGAUGCAGAGGGAGGGGACGAGGCAAGAGGCGAUUUGGCCCAGGUCGCCGGCCAGGACGCCCUCCAAAGUUUAUCCGCUUGGAAAUCACCACUGAAAACGGGGAGAAGUGUGAUGAUGGGACACAGGACCUGCUACAUUUUUCCCCCAAGGAGCAGUUUGAUGAGGCUGAGCCAGCUACGCUGAAUGGGCUGGAUCAACCAGAACAGACCACCCUCCCCAUCCCGCUGCCACAGGAGCCCCCAUCUUCCCUAGAGCAGGAGCCGGAAGUUCACACCCUGCACCUGCAGCCCCAGCACGAGGAGAGCGUGCUGCCCACCCAGAGCACGCUGACCGCCGAUGACAUGCGCAGGGCCAAACGCAUCCGAAACGCAGCUCUCCAGCAUCUGUUCAUUCGAAAGUCCUUCCGGCCUUUUAAGUGUUUGCAGUGUGGGAAGGCCUUCCGGGAAAAGGACAAGCUGGACCAGCACUUGCGCUUCCACGGGCGGGAGGGGAACUGCCCGUUGACCUGUGACCUCUGCAACAAGGGCUUCAUCAGCAGCGCGUCCUUGGAGAGCCACAUGAAGCUCCAUUCGGACCAGAAGACUUACUCUUGCAUCUUUUGCCCGGAGUCUUUUGACCGCCUUGAUUUGCUGAAAGACCACGUGGCCAUUCAUAUCCAUGACGGCUACUUCACCUGCCCGACCUGUAAGAAGCGGUUCCCAGAUUUCAUCCAGGUGAAAAAACACGUGCGAAGCUUCCACUCAGAAAAGAUCUACCAGUGCACGGAGUGCGACAAGGCCUUCUGCCGCCCCGACAAGCUGCGCCUCCACAUGCUCCGGCACUCGGACCGCAAGGACUUCCUGUGCUCCACGUGUGGGAAGCAGUUUAAGCGCAAAGAUAAGCUGCGGGAGCACAUGCAGAGGAUGCAUAAUCCCGAGAGGGAGGCCAAGAAAGCCGACCGCAUCAGCCGCUCCAAGACCUUCAAGCCUCGCAUCACGUCCACCGACUACGACAGCUUCACGUUCAAGUGCCGCUUGUGUAUGAUGGGCUUCCGGAGACGGGGCAUGCUGGUCAAUCACUUAUCAAAGAGGCACCCAGACAUGAAGAUAGAAGAGGUGCCCGAGUUAACCCUGCCCAUCAUCAAGCCCAACCGCGACUACUUCUGCCAGUACUGUGACAAGGUUUACAAAAGUGCCAGCAAGCGCAAGGCCCACAUCCUGAAGAACCAUCCCGGGGCCGAGCUCCCGCCAAGCAUUCGGAAGCUCCGUCCUGCCGGCCCUGGAGAGCCGGACCCCAUGCUGAGUACCCACACCCAGCUCACCGGCACCAUCGCUACCCCUCCCGUCUGCUGCCCCCACUGCUCCAAACAGUACAGCAGCAAGACCAAGAUGGUCCAGCACAUUCGCAAGAAGCAUCCAGAGUACGCCCAGCUCCCUAACGCCUUGCACACGCCGCUGACCACCGCCGUGAUCAGCACCGCCCCGGCCGUCUUAACCACCGACAGUGCCACCGGCGAGACUGUGGUGGUAAGUGUGUGGCCGGCCAGAACAUCUCGUGUCCUUCAGGGGUCACAGCUUUUCAGGGCCAGAGCCACCUCCCCCCAUCAGUCUCAGCAGUCCACCGUGGACGUGGGCCAGCUGCACGACCCACAGACCUACACCCAGCACGCCAUCCAGGUGCAGCACAUCCAGGUCACCGAGCCCGCCGCCUCAGCCCCGGCCUCUCAGGUGGCUGGGCAGCCCUUGAGCCCCUCCUCCCAGCAGUCUCAGCAGGGGCUCAGCCCCUCCCACAUGCAAGGCAGCUCCUCCGCCCCAGGCCAGGCUCCCCAGCAGCAGCAGAGCUCUGUGCAGCACACUUACCUGCCCAGCACCUGGAACUCCUUCCGUGGCUACUCAUCGGAGAUUCAAAUGAUGACGCUCCCCCCAGGACAGUUUGUGAUCACAGAUAGCGGUGUGGCAACUCCGGUCACAACUGGCCAAGUGAAGGCGGUUACUCCGGGUCAUUAUGUGUUGUCAGAAAGUCAACCGGAACUGGAGGAAAAGCAGGCUUCCGCCCUCUCUGGGGCAGUCCAGGUUCAGCCAACUGCUCACAGUGACUUGGACCCUCAGACAACCAGCCAACAGCAGGCCACACAGUACAUCAUCACAACCACCACCAACGGCAACGGGAGCAGGGAAGUGCAUAUCACCAAACCUUAA
Pipistrellus nathusii (Nathusius's pipistrelle) is the source of this 3339-nucleotide messenger RNA. NCBI's taxonomy places the organism in Eukaryota, Metazoa, Chordata, Mammalia, Chiroptera, Vespertilionidae. The record is from the annotation of a GenBank genome assembly.